Molecule: messenger RNA, 1515 nt
Organism: Penicillium bovifimosum
Lineage: Eukaryota; Fungi; Ascomycota; Eurotiomycetes; Eurotiales; Aspergillaceae
Product: fungal specific transcription factor domain-containing protein
Exons: 1
Coding region: 1-1515 (504 amino acids)
Source: RefSeq, a predicted model, not a curated record
AUGGAAGCCAUGCUUCCAAGCAUUGUUGAUGCCCGCAAGCUGGUUGAAUUUCACAUUGAUCAUCUGGCGUGGCAUCAUAAUUGCUUCCAUGCUCCAACAUUUCUCGAAGAGUGCAAGUUAUACUGGGCGACAGGAAGAAUGGACGAGCCUCUCUGGCAAGCUCUGUAUCUCUCUGUCUUGAACUCCACCGUUAGCUCCAUUCAAGAUAGUGCAAAAGCAAGAGAGAUUGCUGGCGUCGAUCUGCGGGCGGUGCAAUCCAGUCAGCAGCUGUUCGCGGCAAUGGUACAGACUCUCUAUGACUCGAAUUUCCUUGAAAACCUCUCAAUUCGCUCCGUUCAGGCAAUUGCCAUCUCGACAGAGGUAGCCCAUAAUCUUGGCCUGAGCGAACUAAAUGCGACUUUGUUCAAUGCAGCAGUACGCAUUGCCGAGUGUCUUGGAAUCCACAAAAUUCAGGACGAUCCCAUGAACGUUCCUCAGGGCAGAGAAGCAUGGGACGAGAAAGUGGAGCGAGAAGUGGGCAAAAGAGUAUGGUGUCAAAUGAUCAUCCAAGACCACUUCGCCAUCCCCUUUACCGACAGCUAUAGUAUCUCGCCAAUGCAUUACUCUACAAGUCGUCCGAUGAAUGCAAGCGAAGAUGACUUGAAGGAUCAGCCGAUUACCAUUCCCACCAUAAGCACUUAUGUUCGCGUGCUCGUGGAGCUGGCAUACUUGAUGCCGGGGCUAGUUGAUGGACUCGGUCCAAUGAAAGCCCGAAAGCCCAUGCGAGAGCAAUACGAGCAUAUACUGCAGAUAGACCAGAAGAUGAGAGGCGUUGUAAAGAACAUACCUCCGUUUCUUCUGCGCGCGGACAGAUACAAAGAAGCUCGCAUCCCUUGGCUCGCUAUUGCCCGGCGAAGUCUCGCCAUCACUGCAGCCGAGAAGAUCAUCAUGAUCCAUCGGCCCUUCCUCUUCCGGUCUUUCAAUGACCAAAACUACAUCUAUACAAGACGGACAUGUGUUGCAGCUGCAAUGACCAUUCUGCGCGAGCACGAGGUGAUUGUCAGUGAAGAGGAUGUCUCCAUCUGGACUCAUACCGCCUUUGCAAUCACCGCUGCAGUCAUCUUAUGCUUCGAAGUGAACGCAAUCGCGGAAGAUCAACCCGAUGUCGCGCAAAGCCACAGGGAUGCAAUCGUGGCUGCCCGCCUCCGUCUCGAUGCUCGAAUCAAUGACGUCCUUGCUCAGCGAGGCGUUGCACUGAUCGAUGCAAUCUUUACUGCUGAUCCUGCCUUAGGUUCACCGGGUGCCAGUAACAGGACGAUUGACUUUAUGGAUAUAUUGGCCAAGUUUUCAACAUUCGCAAGAAUGAGUCUGGGCCCUGAUACAUCUGACACAGCUGUUGGUGGGUUCUCCAAUGCUGGCUCCCAGGAUGUGAUCGGUACACAAUUCGAUGAGAUACCGCCUUGGCCGCAGGAUAUUGAUUUUGAUGCUUGGUUCACUGAGACUUUUCACACUCUACCAGAGCCUCUUCAGUAUUGA